This is a messenger RNA of Arctia plantaginis, 2376 nucleotides long. The record is from the annotation of a GenBank genome assembly. NCBI's taxonomy places the organism in Eukaryota, Metazoa, Arthropoda, Insecta, Lepidoptera, Erebidae.
AUGAAAACACACAUGUUCCAUGUGCUUUUAUUUUUUAGCCUUGCAAAAAGUGCUGUAGUGCCAAGCGUGCCGAGUCACUUGCGAGACUGUUACCGGUCUUCAUUAGCUGACUCACAAGCACCGAGGAGGCUCGAUGUAUACUUGUCGCUAUUGAGGAAAUUAGAGCUUAACAAUCAACUUGACAUGAGAAUGUUUAGCACAGCGUUACUUAGAAGCUUGCGUCUAGAUGGCAUUGAACAAUCAUCAGCCAAUGCCGUUGAAACCGAAUUUCUAUUGCCGUACAGAGCAUCCAGCUUUCAAUUUCAUAAGUAUAAACUGCUCAUGGACAUAUUUUUACCAAGUCAAAACCUUAUCAAUGUAGAUGAAACAUUGCCGGUGGAAGAGAAGUGUCUUCUUCAUGAAAUGCUAAGUUCUACAGUUAGGCGGUGGGAGCGGGGUGAUGAGAAUGUUGUAUGUCCUGUCUCAGCCCAACAAUCCCAAACAAUGGUCACCCAAAGUAGUACUAGAAUAAACAGCAGAUGUCCUAUUGAAGAAGGUGUAAUCCAAACUAACUGGGGGACGGUAUCUCCUGGUACAUUAGUCGCUGCUAUCGCCACGUCACUGGAACCUCAGCGAGUGUCUGUCACCGACAUACUUAACGCAAACAUAUUCAAGCAAGAUAUUGCUGAACCUAUGAUGUCGUCUGCUAAGCAAGAAUGGUUCGAGAAUAUAGAGACCUUGCCAAAUGAUCAGGGCAAUAGAUGGCAGUCUGAUAUUCCUGAGAUCAGUAAUAUAUGGGUGGCUACUUUAGCUGGUGAUUUAGCAGAAGUAGUGGUAAACCAAGGACCGAGGGUAGGCGCUGUCGCACAAAACAUGUCGAUUGGCACCAACAGCCGUUGGAACGACACGUUACUGCCCAGACACCACUACAUCUUUCCCCCAGACGGUUCAAUCAUCGACUGGCAUUUCACUGACGCUGAGAUGUUAGCUGGCAUUGAUGGUCUAAUACUAGCGCAGUACGUCCCCAAAUGGGUAGAGCAGAGACGUACUCUCAGACUGUCUCAAGUGUUAGACAUGUACUAUUCAAACGACGGGGUGUCUUUUGAGCCCACAGUGCGAGCUUGUAACAGAAGAACUCUAUUCAACAAUUUGUUCAACAGUACAGAUUUAGUUACAGAAGCUUCUAAAUUUGCCUACGUAUUAUCUUUGCGCCAAAUAACUGUCUAUAUGCCUGUACAGGAGAUGGAGAGGAUAACAAAUGCUGCUGUAACUGCUUUUGACAAUUACCUGUCGGCUUUCUUGAGACAAAAUCAUAAUGAAUGCCGAGUGAGCAACAGUGUGCCAGUUAUUGAUUUAAUUGUAGCCACUGACGGGUCAUGGAAAGGCAACGACGUUGAAGAAUUCAUGUCAUGGAUGGGAGGAGCACUGGAAUCAAGCUUGCAACGGGGGACAAUGUCUCUCCUGCAUGGAAACUCGGGACAAUGGAUUGCACCCCCGUCACAUAACUUAACUACGGUGUUCUCACACAUAAAGAAUUAUACAGAUCAAUGGCCGAAUAGACUCAACCUGCCAACUGUGAUGUCUUCAGUCCUCCGUCACUCAUUGAACAGUUCAUUAAUGGAAAUAGCAAAUAAUGCUAGCGGAGCGCUUAGCACAAUAGUUCUUAUAAUAAGUCCAAGUGACCGACCGUCUGCUACAGAAAUGGAACAAGCGAGAAGUCUGAUGAGUUCACUUAGAACUACGUAUUUUGAUGUUUAUUUCACGUACGUGGCUGAAAAUUUGUCAGAUUUUCAAGUAAUCAGUGAAUAUAUGGACUAUUCUGAACUAUUUUUAAGGACACCUUCAACGAGAGUGCAAAAUGUCAUAGAUGCUGUUGACGAUUUCUUGUUGAAAAACCACAUUCCGUCCAGGUUAAUCGGCCCACAGUGUCCUUUCAACAACACUGUGUUCAAGCAAGUAGAGUACGAAGACUUUGUUCUACCAAACAGACCGAUGUAUUAUAGGAUACAUCCAUUCUAUUUGCAGCAGCAACCUUUGAUACAAGUUCAGUUCCGUAACAGUGGGCAAGGCGAGUUGCUAGUCUGCAUGUGGCGAGGAGCAGAAGCGUCCCAUAGUUGUCAGACCAUUGAAGAGCGUGGAACUCACGCCUUUAACUUGACUAAUCCAUGCCCUUCACCGGACUUUUGUUUGCCCGCACAUUUUACUGUGGCAGCGACGUCUAGUUCCAAUACUUGUGCACAUAACGACUGCCGGCUACCUCAUGAAGUUGGCUAUUACAUAACUCACACAGGGCUUCGAUGUCUGCCAUUACGAGCACUCGGAAGAAUUCUCCAAUCAGAACUUUCUGUUAUUGUGUCAGCCUUAUUAAUUUUAAAAAGCAUAAUUUAUAUUUUGUAG